AUGAUAAGUCGAGGGCUAGGCGCCGCUUCCACAUUGGCAUUUGCCAAGGAAGGUGCUCAAGUCACAGCUACAGAUAUCAAUUGGGAGAAACUAAAAGAGCUGGACGGGAUUCCAGAUAUUAAAACCAAAGUUGUUUAUGUUACCAAGAAGGACCAAGUGGAGGCCCUGGCCAAGGACUUUGACCAUGUAGAUGUGCUUUUCAAUGUUGCAGGAUUUGUCCAUCACGGCUCCAUACUGGAAUGUCAUGAGUCGGACUGGGACUUCACCAUGAAUGUGAAUGUCCGCAGUAUGUACUUGAUGAUCAUGGCCUUCCUCCCCAAGAUGCUGGCUCGUAAAUCUGGUAAUAUCACCAAUAUGGCGUCUGUGGCAUCUAGUAUCAAAGGUAAAUCAAAUAUUCUGUUGUGGCCUACACUGAAUACUGAAUAUUAUACCAGCAGCCAUAUCACCAUGUAG
Molecule: messenger RNA, 453 nt
Organism: Myxocyprinus asiaticus (Chinese sucker)
Lineage: Eukaryota; Metazoa; Chordata; Actinopteri; Cypriniformes; Catostomidae
Gene: bdh2
Product: 3-hydroxybutyrate dehydrogenase, type 2
Exons: 5
Coding region: 1-453 (150 amino acids)
Biological process (GO): siderophore biosynthetic process
Cellular component (GO): cytoplasm
Molecular function (GO): 3-hydroxybutyrate dehydrogenase activity; 2,3-dihydro-2,3-dihydroxybenzoate dehydrogenase activity
Source: RefSeq, a predicted model, not a curated record